Scleropages formosus (Asian bonytongue) is the source of this 6587-nucleotide messenger RNA. RefSeq names its product chromodomain helicase DNA binding protein 4b (gene chd4b). Gene Ontology annotation, biological process: chromatin remodeling. Gene Ontology annotation, cellular component: nucleus; chromatin; NuRD complex. Gene Ontology annotation, molecular function: DNA binding; chromatin binding; ATP hydrolysis activity. The transcript has 42 exons. The record is from RefSeq and is a predicted model, not a curated record. The coding region runs from base 376 to 6381 and encodes 2001 amino acids. NCBI's taxonomy places the organism in Eukaryota, Metazoa, Chordata, Actinopteri, Osteoglossiformes, Osteoglossidae.
UUAUUAUGGGAUGUCUGCCCCCUGAUCUCUUUGUGUGUAUGUGAGAAUGUUAGCCAGCCUGUGAGAGAGGGAGACGAGGAGUAUGUAACGUGUUCGUCUGGCGAUUUUUAGAAAUUCUGAAACCUACCAAACUGGACAUUGGCUUCCAACAUUUUAAUUAACCCGAAAAACGUCAAUUGGCAGAACUACAAACACCAAAUCGGAGGGGAACUAUCUCAGCGUGGGACUCCUCUGCUGCUGCCCCCUCCACCCCCGUCCUUUAUUUCUCUCCGUUUUCCCUCCUCCCUCUCUGACACGGUCAACGCCGAGCGCAGGGAACACAUCCCGGAUCAGAAAAGGACACCUAUAUUCUCAGUUCCAUUAAAGAAAUACAAUAUGUCCGGGAGUGAAGACGACAGGGACGAUUUCGGAGCCCCGGAAGACCGCUCUCUGUUACAAGAUGAGGAGGACUUGGAUGAAGAGAUGUCGGACGGAGACACUCCAAAGGUCAAGAAGAAGAAAAAGGCCAAGAAGAGCCGCGAGAGCAAGAGCAGCAAGAGACAGCGAGUUCGUAGAGAGGACUUGGCAGGCAGCUCUCCAGAGGCUGUAGAAGGACUGGAUGGUGAUGAUGGUGAUGAAGAAGAAGGGGGUGGGGGCAGAUCAGACAGUGAGGGGAGUGACUACACCCCUGGCCGGAAAAAGAAGAAGAGAGCAAGCUCAACAAAGGAUAGAAAGAGAGGGACGAGUGGUGAGAGGGAGAAGGUUUCAGGAGGGUCAUCUAGUGGGAAGAGCAAAAGGAAAGACCCAGAGCCCGAAGAAGAGGAAGACGAGGAUGAUGACAACCAGGAGCCCAAGACUUCUGCUCAACUGCUGGAAGACUGGGGGAUGGAAGACAUUGACCAUGUUUUCACACAAGAUGACUAUAACACACUAACAAACUAUAAAGCAUUUAGCCAGUUUGUCAGGCCCCUCAUUGCAGCCAAGAACCCCAAGAUUGCUGUGUCCAAGAUGAUGAUGGUUUUGGGAGCCAAAUGGCGUGAGUUCAGUACCAAUAACCCACUCCGAGGCUCAGCUAGUGCCACUGCGGCCCUGGCGGCUGCUAAUGUGGCUGCGGCUGUGGAGAGCAUGGUAGCCAGUGGAACAGAGGGGGGCCCAACACCAGGAACAGCAGGACUGGGUGGUAGCACCUCAGCCACCCCUGUUCCUUCUGUUGUAGCUGAGCCCCAGCCACCCCCUGCACCCCCCCUGCGGAAGGCCAAGACCAAGGAGGGAAAAGGUCCAAAUGCACGCAAAAAACCCAAACCACCUCCAAAACCUCAGGAGAAGAAGGUGAAAACCAAGAAAGUGGCACCUCUCAAGAUCAAAUUAGGUGGCUUCAGCAGCAAGAGGAAACGCUCUUCAAGUGAAGAGGAUGAGGUGGAUGUAGACAGUGACUUCGAUGAUGGCAGCCUGAACAGCUUCUCUGUUUCGGAUGGGUCUAACAGUCGUAGCAGUCGUUCGAAGAAAAAAGGCAAGAGCUCAAAGAAGAAGAAGAAAGAGGAAGAUGGUGACGGGUACGAGACAGACCACCAGGAUUAUUGUGAAGUCUGCCAGCAGGGUGGUGAGAUCAUCCUUUGUGACACCUGCCCACGAGCUUACCACAUGGUGUGCCUGGACCCUGACAUGGAAAAGGCCCCCGAGGGGAAGUGGAGCUGUCCCCAUUGUGAGAAAGAGGGUGUGCAGUGGGAGGCCAGGGAGGAUGGCUCUGAAGGAGAGGAGGAUAAUGACGUUGAUGGUCGUCGGGAUGGAGGGGACACGGAGGAAGACGAUCACCACAUGGAGUUCUGUCGCGUGUGCAAAGAUGGAGGAGAGCUGCUGUGCUGUGACUCUUGCCCCUCCUCCUAUCACAUUCACUGCCUCAACCCACCACUGCCUGAAAUCCCCAACGGGGAGUGGAUUUGUCCUCGCUGCACUUGUCCACCUAUGAAGGGUAAAGUGCAGAAGAUUCUGACCUGGCGAUGGGGAGAUCCUCCACCCCCAACUCCAGUACCCCGACCCCCCAACCUUCCGGAGGAUGCACCUGACCCUGCACCUCUGGCCGGUCGCCCAGAGAGGGAGUUUUUCGUAAAGUGGUGCAACAUGUCUUACUGGCAUUGCUCCUGGGUGUCAGAGUUACAGCUGGAGCUGCACUGCCAGGUGAUGUUCAGGAACUACCAGCGCAAGAAUGAUAUGGAUGAGCCACCUCCUGUGGACUUUGGAGGUGAGGGAGAUGAGGACAAAAGCACAAAGAGGAAGAACAAGGACCCAUACUUUGCUCAGAUGGAGGAGAGGUUCUAUCGAUUUGGCAUUAAGAUGGAAUGGAUGAUGAUUCAUCGCAUCCUAAACCACAGUGUGGACAAGAAGAACAAUGUCCAUUACUUGAUCAAAUGGAGGGACCUGCCCUAUGACCAGGCCACCUGGGAAAGUGAGGACAUGGAUAUCCAGGACUAUGAUGCCUAUAAACUGCAGUACUGGAAUCACAGGGAGCUCAUGAUGGGAGAAGAGGGAAGACCUGGGAAGAAGUUGAAGAAGAUUGGCAAAGUGAAGAAACUGGAUCGCCCUCCUGCAAACCCUGUGGUGGAUCCCACCAUCAAAUUUGAGCGGCAACCAGAGUAUCUGGACAGCACAGGAGGCACAUUGCAUCCAUACCAGCUGGAGGGACUGAACUGGCUGCGCUUCUCCUGGGCCCAGGGUACUGACACAAUCUUGGCCGAUGAGAUGGGUCUGGGCAAGACUGUUCAGACUGCUGUUUUCCUUUAUUCUCUUUACAAGGAGGGUCAUUCCAAAGGCCCAUUCCUGGUCAGUGCUCCUCUGUCCACCAUCAUCAAUUGGGAGCGGGAGUUUGAGAUGUGGGCACCUGACAUGUACGUCGUGACCUAUGUGGGUGACAAGGAUAGCCGAGCAGUUAUCCGCGAGAAUGAGUUCACCUUUGAAGACAACGCCAUCCGGGGUGGAAAGAAAGCUUCACGGAUGAAGAAAGAAGCAUCUGUAAAAUUCCAUGUUCUGCUGACCUCCUAUGAGCUCAUCACCAUUGACAUGGCAAUCCUGGGCUCUAUCCAGUGGGCCUGCUUAGUGGUGGACGAGGCCCAUAGGCUCAAGAACAACCAGUCCAAGUUUUUCAGGGUGCUCAAUAACUACCCUCUCCAACACAAGCUGCUGUUGACUGGAACACCUCUACAGAAUAACCUGGAGGAGCUAUUCCAUCUGCUCAACUUCCUCACUCCUGAAAGAUUUAAUAAUUUAGAGGGUUUUCUGGAGGAGUUUGCCGACAUCGCCAAGGAGGACCAGAUCAAGAAACUGCAUGACAUGCUGGGACCUCAUAUGCUGAGGAGGCUGAAGGCUGAUGUCUUCAAGAACAUGCCUUCUAAAACAGAGCUCAUUGUCCGUGUGGAGCUUAGCCCUAUGCAGAAGAAAUACUAUAAGUUCAUACUGACACGCAAUUUUGAGGCCCUGAACACUCGUGGAGGAGGCAACCAGGUGUCUCUGCUCAACGUUGUGAUGGACUUGAAAAAAUGCUGCAACCAUCCCUACCUCUUCCCUGCAGCUGCCAUGGAAGCCCCAAAGAUGCCCAAUGGGAUGUAUGAUGGCAGUGCUCUGACUAAAGCAUCUGGGAAGCUGAUGCUGCUGCAAAAGAUGCUGAAGAAGCUGAAGGAGGGUGGCCAUAGAGUGCUCAUUUUCUCCCAGAUGACCAAGAUGUUGGACUUACUGGAAGACUUUCUGGAAAAUGAGGGGUACAAAUAUGAGAGGAUUGACGGUGGUGUCACUGGAGGGCUUAGGCAGGAGGCCAUCGACCGGUUCAAUGCUCCUGGAGCUCCACAGUUUGUUUUCCUACUGUCCACAAGAGCGGGAGGCCUGGGUAUUAACUUGGCCACUGCGGACACCGUCAUUAUCUACGACUCAGACUGGAACCCUCACAAUGACAUCCAGGCAUUCAGUAGAGCGCAUCGUAUUGGCCAGAACAAGAAGGUGAUGAUCUAUCGCUUUGUCACAAAGGCCUCUGUGGAAGAAAGGAUCACCCAGGUAGCAAAGAAGAAGAUGAUGCUGACACACUUGGUAGUCCGACCUGGUCUAGGUUCCAAGACAGGCUCCAUGUCCAAACAAGAGCUAGAUGACAUCCUAAAGUUUGGCACUGAGGAACUCUUCAAGGAUGAGAUUGGGGAAGGAGACAACAAAGAAGAAGACAGCAGUGUGAUUCAUUAUGACGACAAGGCCAUCGACCGGCUGCUUGACCGUAACCAGGAUGCUACGGAUGAUACAGAGAUCCAGAGCAUGAACGAGUAUCUGAGCUCCUUCAAGGUGGCCCAGUAUGUGGUAAAAGAUGAGGAGGAGGAGGAAGAAGAGGUUCAGCGAGAGAUCAUCAAGCAGGAAGAAAGUGUGGACCCAGAUUACUGGGAAAAACUGCUACGACAUCACUAUGAACAGCAACAGGAGGAUCUGGCCCGCAACUUGGGCAAGGGCAAACGUAUUCGCAAGCAGGUCAACUACAACGAUGGCUCACAGGAGGACCGAGGUAGUAGACUGGAUUGGCAAGAUGAUCAAUCUGACAACCAGUCUGAUUACUCAGUGGCUUCGGAGGAGGGAGAUGAAGACUUUGAUGAGCGAGCAGAGGUGAACUGUCGCAGGCCCAACCGGAAGGGGCUGAGGAAUGACAAAGACAAACCGUUGCCGCCCUUGCUGGCCAGAGUCGGAGGGAAUAUUGAGGUUCUAGGCUUCAAUGCCCGUCAGAGGAAGGCAUUCUUGAAUGCAGUGAUGCGCUAUGGGAUGCCGCCCCAAGAUGCCUUUACCACACAGUGGCUUGUUAGGGACCUGCGAGGAAAAUCUGAGAAAGAAUUCAAGGCCUAUGUCUCGCUCUUCAUGCGACACUUGUGUGAGCCAGGUGCAGAUGGUGCUGAGACCUUUGCCGAUGGCGUUCCACGUGAGGGUUUGUCACGCCAACAUGUUCUCACACGCAUUGGUGUUAUGUCCCUGAUUCGAAAGAAGGUUCAAGAGUUCGAACACGUGAAUGGUCAGUGGUCCAUGCCCUGGAUGAUGGAACUUGAGGAGAACAAAAAGGCUGCUGCAGCCCAUCCUGAAUCUCCUGGAAACCCCAAGAGUCCUUCCACUGGAACACCUGCAGAUACGCAGCCCAACACACCAGCCCCAGCUUCUAAAACGCCCUCUACUGGCACACCUGCAGACACGCAGCCCAACACGCCUGCCACAGAAGAUCCCUCUAAAUCUGAAGAUGUAUCAAAGGAAGACAAAAAUGAGACAGAAGGGGACAAGGAGGGCAAAGAACCCAGCAAAUCACAGGAGCCAGAGAUCAUUGAAAUCCCCGAUGACAAGGAGAAGCCUCCCUCUCCGGAAAAGAAGGAGAGUGAAGGAGUUGCCUCUGCCACCCCAGUGGAGAAGGAAAGCCUGAGUGGAGAGGCUAAUAAAGACAAAGAGAAGGAAGGAGAAAAGGAGAGGAUUCCAGCAGAGGUGGCAGAUGAAAAGAGCUCCCCCACAGAGGCCAAGGCUGAAGGGUCAGAGGUCAAGGCCAAACAAGAUGAAUGUGAAGCCAAAGAUGAAAAGAAAGAAGAAAAGGCUGAGAAGAUGGACACUAGUCCUUCUGCAGACGAAAAGAAAGAUCAUAAGGAAGACAAGGAUGCUGGGAAGGCAGAGGAACCGGCCAAGCUUCAGAAUGGGGAGAGUGCAAAGGAGAGCACCACAGCUGCUGGAGUUGAAGAGAAAAAGAAGGCUGUGAAGCAAAGGUUCAUGUUCAACAUUGCUGACGGGGGCUUUACAGAGCUGCAUUCCCUUUGGCAGAAUGAGGAGAGGGCUGCUACAGUCACCAAAAAGACUUAUGAGAUUUGGCACCGUCGUCAUGACUACUGGCUGUUGGCCGGAAUCAUACAACAUGGCUAUGCACGCUGGCAGGACAUCCAGAAUGAUGUGAAAUUUGCCAUCCUGAACGAACCCUUUAAGGGGGAAAUGAACCGAGGGAACUUCCUUGAGAUAAAGAACAAGUUCCUUGCCAGGAGAUUUAAGCUGCUGGAACAGGCCUUGGUGAUCGAGGAGCAGCUGAGGAGGGCAGCCUACCUCAACAUGUCCGAGGACCCUUCCCACCCUUCCAUGGCCCUCAACACACGUUUCAGUGAGGUGGAGUGUCUGGCCGAGUCUCACCAACACCUCAGCAAAGAGUCUAUGUCUGGGAACAAGCCUGCCAAUGCUGUUCUGCACAAAGUGCUGAAACAGUUGGAAGAGCUGCUGAGCGACAUGAAGGCAGAUGUCACUCGUCUUCCGGCAACCAUUGCGCGAAUACCGCCAGUUGCUGUGAGGCUGCAAAUGUCUGAGAGGAACAUCCUGAGCCGCCUGGCUAGUAGGGGCUCAGAGACACAAUCGCAGCAGGUGACACAACAGUAGCCUGCCUCAGGCUUGCCCCCCUUUACCCCUCCACCUCGACAUUCCUCAUUGGCUCCUGGAUGACGACGUCACACCUAUGCUUCAUGAAGCCACGCCCUUUUUCCUAAAUAAGGACAUGCAGCAGUUCUAUAGGCUGAUUCCUGGAGGCAGUGGAUAUGAUAGCAAUUUUAUUUUUUUCUUUUUGAUGUUUGUUUUCUUGACCUUUA